UUAAUAUUGCUGUGACAUAAAUACGAGUGAGCGCUUUUUUAACACUGCAGUGACGCUCUACACAAAUCGCUCAUUUUUUAAAUUUAUACAAGAAAUAUUUUCAGCAAUGAAGGAAAACAUUUGAAGUGUCUUAAGGCUGGUGUAAUGUAACAGGCUAAUUACUAACGUUAGUUCACCUCUGUUGUUAGCAACAGGUUGUUAGCGUAGCUGUGAUGGUGUAGCGAGCUGUGUGUUUCAGGCUGUGUGUUACAGGUAGUGUGUGUUUCAGGCUGUGUGUUACAGGUAGUGUGUGUUACAGGUAGUGUGUGUUUCAGGCUGUGUGUUACAGGUAGUGUGUGUUUCAGGCUGUGUGUUACAGGUAGUGUGUGUUUCAGGCUGUGUGUUACAGGUAGUGUGUGUUACAGGUAGUGUGUGUUUCAGGUAGUGUGUGUUUCAGGCUGUGUGUUACAGGUAGUGUGUGUUUCAGGCUGUGUGUUACAGGUAGUGUGUGUUACAGGUAGUGUGUGUUACAGGUAGUGUGUGUUUCAGGCUGUGUGUUACAGGUAGUGUGUGUUUCAGGCUGUGUGUUACAGGUAGUGUGUGUUUCAGGCAGUGUGUUACAGGUUGUGAGUUACAGGCAGUGUGUGUGUGUUACAGGCAGUGUGUGUGUGUGUUUUAGGCUGUGUGUGUUACAGGCAGUGUGUGGGUUACAAGCACUGUGUUACAGGCAGUGUGUGUGUUACAGGCAGUGUGUGUUACAGGCACUGUGUUACAGGCUGUGCAUGAGUUACAGGUUGUGUGUUACAGGCACUGUGUGUGUGUUACAGGCACUGUGUGUGUUACAGGCACUGUGUUACAGGUUGUGAGUUACAGCCAGUGUGUGUGUUACAGGCAGUGUGUGUGUGUUACAGGCUGUGUGCCUCAGGCAGUGUGUGUGUGUGUUACAGGCAGUGUGUGUGGGUUACAGGCUGUGUGCCUCAGGCAGUGUGUGUGUGUUACAGGUAGUGUGUGUGAGUUACAGGCUGUGUGCAUCAGGCAGUGUGUGUGUGUAUGUUACAGGCAGUGUGUGGGUUACAGGCUGUGUGCUUCAGGCAGUGUGUGUGCUUCAAGCUGUGAUCAUGCAGACUAUUCAGAUCGCCAAUAAAGAAGACGGAAAAUUAUGGCACCGCAAACCAGUGCCAUCAAAUAAUGGGGUGCUGCUGACGAUAAUUCGCAGCGCAGCUGGCUACCAAAGUAAGACAGUUCGUUUCCUCCAAGUGGCAUUUGACACUACUGGAGAGGCAUUUCUUGCUGGUGAUCACCAUGGGAAUAUCUAUGUAUUUGAUAUUAGCAGAAACAGAUUUAAACUGGUACAGAAAACAGGACAAGCAUGCACAGCCCUGGCUUUCAACCUGCGCAGAACGACAGAGUAUCUGGUUGCCCUUUCUGAUUAUUCCAUCAAGUGCUACGACAAAGAGACCAAACAGUUGGUGAGCUGGAUGAGGGGUCACGAGGGUGCCGUGUCUUCUCUGUCAGUCCAUGGUUCAGGGCGCUAUGCCAUCAGCACCUCCUCGGACACGGCUCAGCUCUGGGACUUGGACACGUUUCAGAGGAAGAGGAAACUCAAUGUGCGCCACUCUGUGGGAAUACAAAAGGUGUUUUUUCUCCCACUGGGUAACACCAUUCUGAGCUGUUUUACCGACGACUCUAUCUUUGCUUGGGAAAGUGACACGCUGUUUUGCAAAUAUCAGCUACCAGUUCCACAGGAUGGACCACGGAUACACUACAAGGCAUUUGCUGUCACACAAGAUGGAAAGACACUGGCUGCAGCUGGGCGCUCAAACCUUAUUCAUUUGUGGAGGUUGGACAGUCGACAGCUCUUAAGAAUAAUACAGAUGCCACAAGAAGUGCGGACUGUGAGGCACCUCGAUUUCCUGCCAGACAGUUUUGAUGGAGGAUCCAGCCAGAUCCUUGGUGUUUUGAGCCAAGAUGGCCUCAUGCGUUUUAUCGACAUCCAGACCUGCAAGCAGCUCUUUGAAAUCGGCUCUCAUGAUGAUGCUGUUAACUCGGCUGCUGUUUGUCCUAAAGGCCGCCACAUUGUAGCAUUGAUGGACUGUGGUGCUCUGAGAGUAUACAGCGUGCAGGCUCUCACUCAAGAAAUCAACAAGCCUCCACAGUCGUUGGUGAAAAUGAUAACUGCAGGCAAGAAAACUGACACUUCCUGCUUAAAGAUGAAGGUGCACGCUGGAGCUGUGCUUCGCCCGGCCAAACCGUCUGCACGCAAACUGCGUACCAAAACUCUGCGGCCCCCAGCUGUUUCCACACUGGAGAACAAAGAGAAUGGUUUGCCAGGUGGCCUUAAUAAGAAGCAACUUCAGGCAUUACUCAGAACGUAUGGAGAGUAUCCAGCUAAGUACAGGAUGUUCAUUUGGCGUUCUCUGCUGCAGCUUCCUGAGAAUCAUGCUGUAUUCAGCAGUCUAACGGAUAAAGGCCUGCACUCUGCUUAUAUGUGUCUGCAUGAGCGCUACCCAAUCAAGAGCCACAAACUGCAGAGAGGACUGCAGAGGGUCCUGUCUGCCCUGGCUCACUGGUCAGCCAUCUUUGGAGAAGCAGAGUAUCUCCCGCUGCUGGCGUUUCCGUUUGUCAAGCUCUUUCAGAACAAUCCUCUCAUUUGCUUCGAAGUUGUGGCUACUGUCAUUGUCAACUGGUGCCAACAUUGGUUCGAGUACUUCCCCAACCCCCCGCUGAACAUUCUAAGCGUGGUAGAGAACGUACUCGCUCAUCAUGAUAAAGAGCUGCUGCGCCAUUUUGUCGACUGUGGUGUCACUUCCCAGCUAUAUGUGUGGCCUCUACUAGAAACCCUGUUCUCUGAGGUGCUGACCAGAGAUGAAUGGUUGAAGCUGUUUGAUAAUGUUUUCUCCAAUCAUCCUUCAUUCCUCCUGAUGUCUGUGGUGGCCUACGUGACCUGCUGCAGAGCGCCAUUACUCCUCUGCACUCACAGGGAUGACUUUGAGUACUUUUUCCAUCAUCGGAACAAUAUAGACAUGAGCGCUAUGCUAAAGGAGACGUAUCGGUUGAUGGAGCUGACCCCAGCAGAACUGCACCCGCACUCCAUGCUGAAUGAUUUUGAACCUUUGACACCCGGUCAGUAUCCAAUCUUCAACAAGUAUCCCACGUUCAUAGUGGAGUACCAGUGCCAGGAGCGGGAGCGAAUCCGCCAGCAAGAAGUGGAAUAUCUCAGAGAGAGACAGGCACUUCAAGAGCUACGUGCUGAGGCAGUGAGACAGCAGGCUGAGGAUGAAGCCUGGUACACACAGCAGGAGCUGCUCCAGCAAGCUGAAGAACAACGUCGAAGAAUCCUGCAAGAAGAAGAAAGCAAACUUGCCCAUCAGAGAACCAGGUUGGCUGCUAUGAAACGAGAGUUAAAGGUGAAAGAGCUCGCACUUCUUGAUGCUGCCAGGAUGCGUUUCCUCAAGCACCAGCAGAAUCAGCGCAAGAUGGAGCUCAGCCGACUGGACGAUGAGAUCCAGAGAAAGAUGGCGCUGCGAGAGCAGGAGACUGCUAUGGCUGUGCAGGAUAUGGAAGUAAGACAAAUGGAGCUGGAUGCACAGAGAAGAUUGUUUGAGCAGCAAUUGGCCAAAGAACAUGAGUGUGUGAGCAAAGAAGUGAGAGCAGAAGUAGAUGCCCGGCGACGAAGAGCUGAGAUGGAAGAUUCAGCUUUUCACAACCUCCUUCAAACAGACAGUGAUCUCGGCCAGGAAACCAGAAGGGUGCUGGAGGAGUCUCUAGCAGAGGCGGGACAACUGGAUGUGGAUGCUGAAUGGCAGACAGAAGUGAUCAGGCGAUUAAAGAUGGCAGAGGAAGAGCAAGAGAAGCAGAGACAGCAGCUGGCCAAACUCAGCCGUGAAACCCAUGCCAAGGAGGAGCAGCUUGUUCAGAUGAUGAUGGAAGUGGAGGGCAAGCAUUGGAAUGAUGUGGUAGCUAAGCAGACCAUGCUGGAUGAGGCAAGGCAGGUAACAACUACUGCAGACGUCCAGCAGAAGUCACUGCUCUCCCAGCAUGUAGACGAGAUCACACAACACCAGAACAUACUGAAGAGGAGUCAAGAAGAGUCUUUGAAUCUGCAGCGGGAAAGGAGGCUUCGCUCUCCCUGCUCUACACGAGGACUUUUGCAAAAGCCAAGUAGUCCACAAGCUGAUACCAAUACUGUCUGCCUGAACAACCAGUCUCCUUCAGAUAACUCCACAUGCUUUUCUCUGGAACGUGGUCGAGGUAGGUUGGACCAUGAGGAGAGGGAGUUGCUGCAGGAGGUCAGGGAGCUCCGCAAGAAGCUGGCAGCCAGAGCUAGAGCUGCAGACUACACCCUGUACUCAGCCAGUUCCCAUCACUCCCAGUGACCAGGCCGGCAGCACCGGGCUAUUGACUUGAGAGUAACAGAUGAAGACAGGGAGUGAGUUUAUUCAGUGACUGGAUCUCUGAUGACUGAAAUAAACCCAGUGCUGCACAACAUGUUUCACAAUUAAUGGUGGUCACUGCUUCAAAAAGAUGUACAUUAAACAGUGCAAGACUAUCAAGUACGAUCAAUUUUAGUAUGGAGUCUUUGCAUGGAACCUGUUAGUUUUAUUAUAAAUUAUUUUUGUAUACAACCUUCAGAUUUGUCUGAGUGGUAAAUAGUGAACCUUUUUCUACAACCCACAUUCCAUAAAAUAGCUCUAAAAAUUGUAUAGUUUAAUUUAUGUAGGAUGCAAAGGCGUUUCUUCUCUUGCAAAUAUACUGUUUCAGUAACCACACUACAACCGUCAGUACAUUAUGUUACAAUUUGUCAAGUUUCUCUUACUUUUUCUCUGUAUGAUAAUUCUUAAUAUAGCUGUUAAAAAAUGAUGGUAUUUUUUUUCAUGCCAUUUCUCCCAUUUUUCAUCCAGAACUUUCCACUAAAUUGAGGGUUUUUUAAAUCAAGAAUGCUAAGAAGUAAGUGGUUAUGUUGUGCAGUAGUUAUGUACCUGCUGUAGAGCUGUUCUUGCACCAAUCUCUUUGGUGCUUAAUUGUGGAUUCUAUUGCUGCAUGUCUAUGCUAUUCUAUGCUGAUUUUAACCCACACCUCCUCAGACUGUGUUUAACUGCAUAUUCAAAAUUGAAAAUAGAGUGAGGGACUUGAUCUGCUAUCUGAAGGAGUAAAGUAUUGUGUGGUAUAAUAAAGAGAAGACUUUUAUUUA
Messenger RNA from Pangasianodon hypophthalmus (striped catfish), 5170 nucleotides. RefSeq names its product TBC1 domain family, member 31 (gene tbc1d31). The coding region runs from base 1098 to 4355 and encodes 1085 amino acids. Gene Ontology annotation, molecular function: protein binding. Gene Ontology annotation, cellular component: centrosome. The transcript has 23 exons. The record is from RefSeq and is a predicted model, not a curated record. NCBI's taxonomy places the organism in Eukaryota, Metazoa, Chordata, Actinopteri, Siluriformes, Pangasiidae.